CGCCAAUAUUUUCCAAUGUUGUGGUCUAUUCUAGUAUUCAGAUUUUUUCUGUAGGACAAUAUCAGUAAAUAUACUCAAGCAGAGAUCAAUGAACUCCCGAGAAAUCUCUAAAAAAUAUUUAGAAACUUUACAAAUAAUAUAGUUUGUGGGAAAAGGUUUGAAAUGUUCUGUUGAAAACAAUGUUUUUGUAGUUUGUUGAACAAAUUGUUGAAUUAAAAAGUUUGUUUAAUUAAUUUCUGAAGUUUGAUCAUUUUGGUGGUAAGUAAAGUUUGGCACAAAAGGAGGAUGCAAACUUAUAUAAGAUGGUUCCUUCUCUUUCUACCUUUUCUGUUAUCUCUUAUUGAUAAAAAUGAAGGGAAAACCAUUCAGGAAGUAGAAUGCAAGAGCGAAGCCUGCUUGGAAGCUGCGGCAGAUUUGAACGCAGGUCUUGAUAGGUCGGUGAAUCCCUGCGAUGACUUCUACCAGUUUACUUGUGGCAAUUGGGCCAAAGUGCACCCUCUGCCCCCUACAGAGGCUCACUGGAACCAGUUCAAUGUCGUCAAUUUGAAGCUCGAACAGCAGUUGAAGAAAAUUCUUGAGACCCCGAACAAGCCUUCAGAUUUGGAACCUGUGAAGGCGCUAAGAAUGCUGUAUAAAACCUGCACUAAUAUUGAGAGAUUGGAACUAGACGGUUUGAGACCCUUGAUGGAACAGUUCGAUGAAUGGGGAGGCUGGCCCAUGUUAACUAACAACUGGAACCCCCAAGACGUUAACUGGCAAGAGCUGUUGGUUUAUCUCAGUUUAAACAUGGAUUACAGUCCUCUAAUCAGCACGUCGGUUAAUGUGGACAGGAAGAACUCCAACGUUUAUGUGAUCACUAUCGACCAGCCCACUCUCUCACUCUCUAGAUCCAUGUUGGUCAAUCCAGAGCUUUAUCCAGUUCAGAUUUCGGCGUUCAAGAAAUGGAUUCUAGACAUGGCGGCCAUUUUGGGUCAACAACAACGGAUAGAGAGAGAGGUAUUGAUGCAGAUUCCUAUUGAAGUAGAGAGGAUAGUGAAUUUCGAGAUCAAUUUGGCUAAGUUGACAUCUCCUUCUGAGCUAAGACGCAACGGUGAGAGAAUCUAUAACAAUAUGACAAUCGGAGAUCUCCAGGAAUGGACUGAUUCUGCUUCUGAAACUGGAGAAUCUUUGAUAGACUGGCUGUCGCUACUGAAAAUGCUCCUCCAAGACACCAACUCAGAGAUCGAUUUAUCGGAGAGAGUGAUAGUGCGUGAGAUGGAUUACCUGUUCAACCUGGUGCGCCUGAUGGAGUCCACCCAGCAGAAGACAAUCGUCAACUACCUCUUCAUCAAAUGGAUCCGCGUGAUUAGCACAGAGAUGACGAUCGAUAUGAGGAGGGCGACGUUCUUCUUUGAUCAAGUCUUCACUGGGGCACAAGAGGAACAGAUCAGAUGGAGAGACUGCAUCGUAACGGCUAACCAAGCUAUGCCUAUGGCGGUCGGAUAUAUUUAUGUCCAAGAAUACUUCAACGAUGAAGCUAAGAAAUCUGCGCUGGAUAUAUUAAGGAACAUCCAGACCACUUACAUUCAUAAAUUGGCCGAUGUUUCUUGGAUGGAUAAUAGAACAAAAAUGGCCGCUCAAGAUAAACUCCAAGCAAUGACACCUGCUAUUGGCUACCCUGACUGGUACCAUAAUAAUACGGCGCUGCAGAUUUAUUACAAAAAUUUGAGAUUUGGACCACACCAUUAUCACAACAUCCAAGCCUACAAGAGAUUUACGAAACUGAAAAAUCUGAGAGAACUGAGAAAUCCUGUGGAUAGGAAUAAGUGGUAUUUCAGUCCAGCUACAGUGAAUGCAUUCUACAGUCCGACCAUGAAUACAAUAACAUUUCCAGCUGGUAUUCUCCAACCACCAUUUUUCAAGAAAGGAAGACCACAAGCUUUGAAUUAUGGAGGUAUAGGAGUUGUAAUUGGUCAUGAGAUGACUCAUGGAUUUGAUGAUCAUGGAAGACAAAGUGACAAAUUUGGCAACCUCGCUCAGUGGUGGAGUGCUGAGACUCUUAAGAAAUAUCUCAAGAAAACUGAAUGCUUUGUAAAUCAGUAUAGCAACUACUCUUUGCCUGAGUUGGAUGAACUACUCAUGAAAACAGUCAAAGUAAAUGGACUUCUAACCCUUGGUGAAAAUAUGGCGGAUAACGGGGGUUUACAGCAAGCUUAUCUGGCCUACAAGAAAUCAAUGCAGAACGAAAAAACUGAACUGAAACUUCCCGGUUUUCAAAACUUCACUUCUGACCAACUGUUUUUCUUGGGAUUUGCUCUG
This is a messenger RNA of Nilaparvata lugens (brown planthopper), 2298 nucleotides long. Its product is annotated as neprilysin-4. Gene Ontology annotation, biological process: protein processing. Gene Ontology annotation, molecular function: metalloendopeptidase activity. Lineage: Eukaryota; Metazoa; Arthropoda; Insecta; Hemiptera; Delphacidae. Gene Ontology annotation, cellular component: plasma membrane. The record is from RefSeq and is a predicted model, not a curated record.